This is a messenger RNA of Leptinotarsa decemlineata (Colorado potato beetle), 1070 nucleotides long. It is a transcript of the gene ArfGAP3, whose product is annotated as ADP-ribosylation factor GTPase activating protein 3. Gene Ontology annotation, molecular function: GTPase activator activity. Gene Ontology annotation, biological process: COPI coating of Golgi vesicle. The record is from RefSeq and is a predicted model, not a curated record. Lineage: Eukaryota; Metazoa; Arthropoda; Insecta; Coleoptera; Chrysomelidae.
AACUGUAAUUUGUCAACUAUGAAACAUUAAUGUAUUUGUAUUUGAAAAUCUAACCAUUGUUUGAAUCAGUACAUUUCUAGGGUAAAUUAGUAUUGACUUUUGCUGUGUCUACUGAUUUUAUUGAAAUAAAAACUUCGGUCAAUGGCAAGUUGAGCAAAAUUUUCGAUUUUGUUCAAUAAACUACAGUUAUUAUUAUCAUUAUUCAAUUCUCCUAGUAGUUCACAGUUGAGACUCUCGGUUAAAAUUAUUUUCACUAAAUUCUGAAAUUCCUUAGUUGAUCUUCUGUUAUUUUGAAAACAUUUGAAAUAUUGUUAUGUUCAAAAUCUAAUAGUGUAAUGUUACGUAAGUCAUUCAUUAACUAUAUUUCAUUUUUGAAGCAAAAGGAAGUUACAGAAGAAUCAAAAAUAGUUCCGGAAUCCAUUAAGAAUCCCGAAGAGGGGCCAAAGGUAGACUUUUUGCUUGCCAAUAAUGUUCAUGCGGAACCUCGGAAAUCUGCUAUUGCCUCAAGGAAACCAGCUGCCAAAAAAUCUAGUCUGGGCGCGAAAAAGUCCGGCCUCGGCGCCACAAAAGUGAAAACGAACUUCGCCCAACUGGAACGCGAGGCGGAACUGGCCGAAGAGUCGCGCAUGCGCGCUGCCGAAGAGAGUCUCAAGAUGGCCGCGUUGACGAGCAAGCAAGAGGAGGAGCGUGAGGCUGCCGUCAGGUUGGCUUACAAGGAGCUCGGCGACCAGCAGCAGAAGCGCAACGAGCAGGCACGCAAGCAGAAUCCCGCCAAGGCCGACCAGAUGGAGCGUCUCGGGAUGGGGAUCAGCACCAGGGGUGGUAUCAGCCAUUCUGCUCUCAGUGACAUGCAGACUAUUGAGCAGGAAAACGUCCAAUCUCCUUCAAGCACUCUCUCUUCUCUGGGGAAGCUUCGUCUUUCCGAUAAUGACAAUUUCUUCGAUGAUUACUCUUUCGACAGUUCAUUCAGCAUGAACAGGAACACGAACAGCUUGUUCGGCUCGAGCAAGCUCUCGCUUGACGCCAAACCCAAGUCGAGCAGCAAGGAUAGCUGGGUCAUCGUCGAAUAA